Talaromyces marneffei is the source of this 2472-nucleotide messenger RNA. RefSeq lists its product as uncharacterized. Lineage: Eukaryota; Fungi; Ascomycota; Eurotiomycetes; Eurotiales; Trichocomaceae. The transcript has 3 exons. The record is from RefSeq and is a predicted model, not a curated record. Bases 1 to 2472 code for a protein of 823 amino acids. Gene Ontology annotation, biological process: intracellular protein transport; vesicle-mediated transport. Gene Ontology annotation, cellular component: AP-3 adaptor complex; membrane coat.
AUGUUAGAGGCUGCUCGUGACCUCACACUCGAAGCAGCCCAAUCCGCUGGUAGUAGCAGGAGUCUCCGCUCGAUAGAAACGUCACGAGCUCCUUCGUCCGCACAAAUCAAAAAAUUACUAGACAGCCGCAACGACCGAGAGAUUUUGGACGGAUUGCGCAAAGUGAUUUCGUUGAUGUAUCAGUCCGAUACAUGUCUGCAAUAUUUCUCCGCCGUUGUCAAAAACGCUGCCAGUCCCAACAUCGAAGUCAAAAAGCUUGUCUACAUCUACCUCCUUCACCAUGCCGAAGCCGAGCCGGACCUCGCCCUGCUCUCGAUCAAUGCGAUCCAAAAGUCCCUCACAGAUACGAACCCGCAGGUUCGGGUUAUGGCAUUACGAACUAUGUCCGGAAUCAGAGUUCCCGUCAUCAGUCAGAUUGUCUCCCUUGCGAUCAAACGUGGAGUGGGAGACAUGAGCCCUCAUGUCCGAAGAGCUGCCGCCUUGGCUAUUCCAAAAUGUUAUCGGCUUGACCCGAAUACAAUACCGCAGCUCAGGGAAUGCCUUUUCACUUUGCUGGGCGAUAAUCAAUACUUUGUGGUUGGGCCCGCUGUCUCGGCAUUUCUGGAUGUAUGUCCUGAUCGAUUGGACUUGAUACACAAACACUACCGGAGCCUGGUGAGAAAGCUCGUCGAUAUGGAUGAAUGGAGUCAACUAGCCACACUGCGCCUUUUGACAAUAUACGCCAGGAAAUGCUUCCCCCGUAAGAUGCAGAAGGUGAAGAAGAACGAAGUUAAGGGUUUCUAUGACGAUUAUGGCAAUGGUGGAUCUCAUGAAGCGACUAAUGGCGAUGCAGAUGAAGAAGUUCCAGUCCUUGAUCCUGACCUCGAGCUCUUUUUGCGUGCAUGCAAGCCCUUACUGCAAAGUCGCACGUCCGCUAUCAUAGUGAGCAUUGUUCGCUGCUACCUAUAUCUCGGCACUCAGGAGUACCUCGAAAGUGCUAUUGGCCCACUAGUCGCGCUUGUACGCUGUCCGCAAGAUAUUCAAUAUGUUGCUCUAUACAACAUUGUUGCUGUGGCUUUCCACGCGCCGAAGUUGUUUGUUAAAUAUGCUUCCCACUUUCUUGUUCGGGCCAUUGAUCCACCGCAUAUCUGGAGACUCAAGCUCGAAGUGCUUACGAUAAUCUUCCCUCACCUAGGAAUGUAUUAUAGGGGCAUCAUACUUAGCGAGCUCGAACACUUUUCGCAAGGGACAGAUCCCGACCUAGUCCGAGAAAGUGUGCGCGCCAUUGGUCGUUGUGCACAAACCGAUUCAAAGACUUCGAGUUAUUGCUUACGGUUACUUCUAUCCCGAAUAUCUAGCAUCGAUGACAACGUCGUUUCAGAGUCACUGACAAUCAUCCGACAUCUCAUUCAACAGAACCCAGAUGCUCACAAACAAACUAUAGUUCGGCUGGCAGGUUAUCUUGAAACCACGUCAAAUUCAGGAGCUAGAGCUUCAAUUAUCUGGCUGGUAGGCGAGUAUGCUGCGGCAGAUCUAGAAAAUAGCAUCGCUCCGGAUGUGUUGCGCAUUCUUGCCAAAGGAUUUGCUGAUGAGACCGAAGAGGUUAAGCAGCAGAUUGUGUUACUAGCUGCUAAAGUCUACCUUCAUCAUCUACUCCAGAACCCGCCUUCUGAAAAAUCACCUCAACCUGAGAAGAAUGAUCAAGAUGAUAAUAAUGCCUGGACUGCGGGCGAGACUCAAAACGGUCAUGAAAACGCUGCAAACGCAAGUGAAGCGGAACAACAAGACAAGCCGUCAGGAGAUGACCGUAUAACACUGCUAUGGAGAUAUAUUCUUCUUCUCACUAGAUACGACACAUCAUAUGAUCUUCGAGAUCGCGCACGCAUGUAUAGAGGACUUUUGUCCGAUCCCAAGAACACGCAGAUGGCCAGGUUGCUACUUCUGGCUCCAAAAUCGGUGCCACAUGCCCCAAGUCCGUCUGAGACACGACGAGAUCUCCUUAUCGGUACGUCGACACUUGUCGUGGGACCUGACUCCGGACCAUUGGGUCUGGCCGGCUACGAGCCUCUACCGGACUGGGUAGCGGCUGGACAAGAACCCGAUAGAUCUUUACGCGAGGAUGGCGUGGCCAUCGAGUCUUCGACAAGCCGGGAUUCGCAACGGUUAACAGCAGGACAGCGUCUCGAUAAAGCAUUACAAGAGCACGAGACGAGUGCAGCACCAAGCGGAGCAGCAAGAAAGGCACGGGUCGGUGCUGCAGCUGGCAGUGCCAUAGGAAAUAAGAGUCUAAAUGAUUGGCUUGACGAAGAAGAUGAGGAGGAAGAAGAAGAAGAAGAGAUAUCGGAGGAAGAGUCCGGGUCUACAGAAUACGAAACCGAUUCGGGGGAGGAAGAGACGGACUCCGAUGAGGAAGACGAUGAUGAAGAAGAUGAAGAGGACGAAGGAGAAUCUGAUUCAGAAGCUGCUCAAAUGCAAGGAUUGCUAAAGAGAUAA